Messenger RNA from Frankliniella occidentalis (western flower thrips), 2650 nucleotides. RefSeq lists its product as uncharacterized. NCBI's taxonomy places the organism in Eukaryota, Metazoa, Arthropoda, Insecta, Thysanoptera, Thripidae. The record is from RefSeq and is a predicted model, not a curated record. The transcript has 3 exons. Bases 263 to 628 code for a protein of 121 amino acids.
ACUUUAGAAAGUAAGUGUACACAUUUCUGUAGAAGUUAAAGUGAAAGUAAAAAAACAGUGACUGAAAGUGACGAAAGUUGAAAGAAAAUGUGGACAAAAGGGACUAAUCGUGCGUUAAUCAGAUCGGAAAUGAAUGAAAUCGAGGGGAUAUAGGUAUAGAAAUGAAGUAAACGUUGAAAAUAGGUGAAAAAGUCAAGGGAAAAUAACGAAGAGUGAAUAAAAGUGGAGAAUUGAAAAGUUGAGGUGUACGGAUUUGAACGCAAUGAUUACCCUCUCGCAGGCGAUCUUAACAGUUCAUGGUGUCAUGGUUGUGCCACUAGCAUACCAAAGCAACAACACUUUUAUGACUGUGGAGUAUUUCUGUGUUCCUUUGCCAAAUGCCUCGCUCAAUUUUCUGACUGUUGGACUUUUGAUCAAUCUGAUAUGCCACACAUACGCCAAACUGUUGUUUCAAGAAUUAUUGACUAAUUCCAUCAGUCAAUCAGAAAAGGGCCUGCCAAUGCAAAGUCUGUGGCCUCCAUCACUUAAACCAAUAUGUUACCACUUCAGAACACUUUGCCUAAUGUUCAGCAAGCAGUUCUUAUUCAGAGUGGAAAGGUGCAUCAAAAAUGCCAUUGCUUCCCUCUAGACCGGAGGAAUGCUCCGUGCACUGCGAUUUCUAUGUGUGCAGUAGUAGCAUUUUAAAUUGUCAAGCGACCGUUUUUAUCACUUGAAAUGAAUUCUAUUGUAAUGAUGGGUGAUGAACUCUACGUACAGUGCAGAACCCAAGAAACAGUUGUAAAUGAUGUCUGGUUGUCUUGCUAACAUGGGAAUAAUAACAGUAUUUCGUAAAAGGCUGAAAGUGAAUAUACACUGUUAAUAAUUUCGUGGGAUUUACCGAAGAUUCACUUUCCACCACUAUUAGAAAUUCCCAGAGGACUCCGUCCUUAACAAUUGUUAAAGGUGGAAGUUUUCAUUCGUCCAUAUGUUUCAAAGCUAAACUCGAAACGUGAAAUCCCAAAGGACUUUGGCAAUACUUUUCACGAGUGUUCCUCCGUGAAAUCCUAGGAGUUUUUCUAACAGUGAGAGUAUGUAGCUGGAGGGUUGUCUAAAGAAAAGAGUUACCAACUCUCUGAUGCUGUUCAACAAGAAAAAAGCAAACAUGUAAACGGAUACUUCUUUGUUGGAAGGUCCAAAACGUUAAGUUUUCAGCCCGCAUCAAAUGUUUACUUUCUGUUAUUCAAUGCCCCUUGUGUAAACAAGGACAAUUCUGUUCAGGAGAGUGUACAAACGUUCUCAGGAACAGAAGAAAAAGUUAGAAGAGCCCGGCAGUGAUCCGAAUCAGCGCAGACUAUCUUUUUCAUCACCACCCCCACCUCCUGCCCCAUAGAUAGAAGCGAUGAACUCCACGACGAGGAGCGAGAGCAAGAGACCGGGUCAUCUGUCUCUUUCCCUCCCUUGUCAUCAAGCACGUCUGCACAAGAGACUUCGAUCAUUUUGAACUCCGAUCAAGGAGACCGAGACGAGAAGCACUCAUAUUUGGGUGAUUCUCAGAAUACGAGCCAUUUGGGAGUUCCUAAAUUUUUUAUUUUUUUCUGUCGAAUUUGCUAGGUUUUUUGGUUGCAAUGAUUUUAUUUACCUUCAAAUAGGAUAUGUGUAAAGUGGCGAUAGUUCAAAUCACGUACUUCUAGUACAACGUUAAAAACCAUAUUGUCACGUUCAAUCAAUGAUGAAACUCAAAUAUAGCCUCCCGCACCUUUUAAUUGGUCUUUUGUUUGCUCCACUAGUGUGUUAUACUCAUAUUUUACAUCCAGACAUCACUAUUUCAUGCAUUUUAGUAUGACUAGAACAUUGCAAUAAAUGACUUGUUUUUCGCCCCGACACUGCUGCACAGAUGCCCAACCUCAUAAUGUACAGUUCUAAAUUAACCCCUUACUACAUAUUUCCUCAUUAGGUCAUUACAACGCGUUACAUGUACCUAAAAGUUAUUAGGUCAGACCUAGAAAAGGGGAUACGGAGUUCACAAGUCAGAAGGUACUAAUUGAAGCAAACUAAUCCGGGGUUGCAGAUGCAACGACCCGCUUAGCCACAAUAGAAGCAGCACAUCAAAACCUUCCUUUUUAGCGAAAGAGGGAUUUGAUAUGACGCAAUCGUGCCUAUGUGGAGGCGACACGGCAUUCACACUGCAAAAGCGUACAAGCCAACUCUCGAAUUUGAAGACAGUUUUUCACGAUGACGUCGAAGGAGCUCUGCCGAUUGCUUUGGGGAACAUCAAUAGUCUCCACAGAGUAAUACUGUGGGCGUAGAAUUGUUACUCUACCUCUGCCCGGUUUGACGUCAGUGCAAACAUUGUGAACUCAGUUGUUUUUUGAAAAAUUUAGUGAGAACGACUUUGGUCGUCUCGUGACGAAAUAUAGAAAAAUAUUUCCAAAUCGAAAUUCAUUCCUUGCGUUCCCUGGAUAUGUCACUCCAGAAAUGCAAUGCGCCUUAGAUGACCAUUCCCUUCAAAUUGUCCGGAAUUUGGCAAAGUCCUCAUGAACUCGGACAUUAGGAACGUACUGGAGUUCAUAUUUUGACCAUUUAAACUGCUCUACUUACCUACUGUUGCAGUAUUCUUAGGUUUUUAGUGUUACACCAGGUAAUGUUAGUGCUUUCGAGUAUCUAGAUGGUA